AUGUCUCUGAACGCCGAUCCAGCUUUUCAACAACUGAAAGCUUAUUUCACUUCGACUGGCAAGCAGUUGAAACUUGUGGAACUCUUCAAAAAUGAUCCAAAACGUUUCGAAAAAUUCAGACACUCCAUAUUUUGCAGCACUGAACUGCAAACACCCGAUGGACCAAUUCUGUUCGAUUAUUCGAAAAAUUUGAUCGAUGAGACUCUGCUCAGCAAAUUGCUUGAUGUGGCUCGUUCGCGUCAUGUCGAGAAGAUGCGUGAUGCGAUGUUUGCGGGUGAGAAGAUCAACUUCACCGAAGGUCGUGCCGUUUUACAUACGGCACUUCGCAAUGUUAACAAUAAGCCGAUCACUCUGGAUGGACAAAAUGUGACAGAUGCUGUGAACAAAGUUUUGGAACACAUGAAGAAGUUUUGUGAUGCUGUCAUUAGCGGUGAAUGGAAAGGUUACACGGGAGAGAGAAUUACGGAUGUGGUUAACAUCGGAAUCGGUGGUUCUGACUUGGGUCCACUAAUGGUUUCUGAAGCGCUUCGUCAUUAUCAAGUUGGUCCGCGAGUGCAUUUCGUGUCGAAUAUCGAUGGUACACAUAUGGCCGAAGUGCUGAAGAAGGUGAAACCCGAAACGACGAUCUUCAUAAUCGCCUCGAAAACCUUCACAACUCAAGAAACAAUCACCAACGCUGAAUCGGCCAAAGAAUGGUUCCUGGAUGCGGCUAAAGAUAAAUCAGCUGUUGCAAAGCAUUUUGUUGCCUUGUCAACGAAUGGACCGAAAGUGCGUGAUUUCGGAAUCGAUGAAGCGAAUAUGUUCGAAUUCUGGGAUUGGGUCGGCGGUCGCUACUCACUUUGGUCUGCAAUUGGUCUUUCGAUAGCCGUUCAUAUCGGUUUCGAGAACUUCCAUAAGCUGCUCGAAGGUGCCAGCUUGGCUGACGAACACUUCCUGCACACACCAUUGGAAAAGAAUAUUCCCAUAUUGAUGGCCAUGAUUGGUGUGCUCUACAUCAAUCUUCAUGGUUCAGAAACACAAGCGCUUUUGCCGUAUGAUCAGUAUAUGCAUCGUUUUGCUGCUUACUUCCAGCAAGGUGAUAUGGAGAGCAAUGGUAAAUUCGUGACGAGAGAUGGAUCUCGAGUGGACUAUUCGACCGGUCCAAUUGUUUGGGGUGAGCCGGGUACGAAUGGCCAGCAUGCCUUCUAUCAACUCAUCCAUCAAGGAACUCGCCUCAUUCCGGCCGAUUUCAUUGCACCAGUCAAGACACUCAAUCCGAUUCGAAAUGGUCUUCAUCAUGAGAUCUUACUUUCGAACUUCCUCGCUCAAACAGAGGCUCUGAUGAAGGGUAAAACUCCGGAUGAGGCAAGAAAGGAAUUGGUCGCAGCAAAAAUGAGUGAAGACAAAAUUGCAAAGAUUCUCCCGCAUAAGGUAUUCGAAGGAAAUCGUCCAACCAAUUCAAUUGUUCUACCAAUCAUUAGUCCGCUAACGUUAGGUGCGUUGAUAGCACUCUACGAACAGAAGAUUUUCGUGCAAGGCAUUGUAUGGAACAUUAACAGCUACGAUCAAUGGGGGUUUGUUUUUGCUUUUUUUUCAAUUCAUUUUUUAAUUCACCAUUCCGCUGUUUUCGUUGAUUUUGAAAGAAGACGUUUCCAAAUUCUAAUCUGGAUGUUCUGA
Anisakis simplex (herring worm) is the source of this 1656-nucleotide messenger RNA. The record is from the annotation of a GenBank genome assembly. Lineage: Eukaryota; Metazoa; Nematoda; Chromadorea; Rhabditida; Anisakidae.